Corticium candelabrum is the source of this 1667-nucleotide messenger RNA. Its product is annotated as sorting nexin-2-like. Gene Ontology annotation, cellular component: endosome; endosome membrane. Gene Ontology annotation, biological process: early endosome to Golgi transport. NCBI's taxonomy places the organism in Eukaryota, Metazoa, Porifera, Homoscleromorpha, Homosclerophorida, Plakinidae. Gene Ontology annotation, molecular function: phosphatidylinositol binding. The coding region runs from base 25 to 1530 and encodes 501 amino acids. The transcript is spliced from 12 exons. The record is from RefSeq and is a predicted model, not a curated record.
UAUACUUGGUCUGCGUGUUGCAGCAUGGCGGACACAGGGAAAGAGUCUCCUCCGCCUAUUGGCGAAGACGACGAACAAUCGCCAUCCCCUGUGGGACAGCUGACAUCAGAUGAGGUAGAACAUGCAAUAGACUUGUCCGACGAGCCUGAAGAACGCGAAAUAAAGUCAAGUGAAGUGAAGGAAGAAAAAGGCUUGUUUGACAGCGAAGACGAAGCCACAGCCUCCUCCCCCGCUGAGGAGACAAAGGACGAUGUCUUAUCGUCUUAUCCGUCUCAUGAAGCAGAGGAAAAGGGAGCUGCAGCGACAGCGAGUGCUGCCGAAGAGACCGUCCCUGCAGUAUUGGACACUGAGGAUCUGGAAAUAGAAGAUGCGAGUGAUGAAUUUACUUUGGAAAUUGAAGUGAAGGACCCGCAGAAAGUCGGAGACGGGAUGGGUGCAUACAUGACGUACCAAGUAACGACGAAGACCAAUAUUCCUGAUUUCAAGGCACCAAAGACUGUUGUUCGUCGUCGAUUUAGUGACUUCUUGGCUCUUCAUAGCAAACUAGUAGAAAAACCGAAGUAUAUUGGAUUGAUUAUUCCUUCAGCACCAGAGAAAUCUGUAGUUGGAAUGACGAGAGUCAAGUUUGCCAAAGAGGAAUCAACUACUUCUGUUGAUUUUAUUGAGAAGCGUAGGUCAGCACUGGAAAGAUUUCUCAAUCGAAUUGGAAAACAUCGCGUGUUGAGGAAAGACGUCGACUAUAGGGAAUUUCUGGAACAAGAGGAUGGGAUGCCUAAAGCUAAGGGUACUGCUGCUCUCAGUGGAGCUGGCUUUAUGCGUUUGGUCAAGAAUGUUGGUGAAGCUGUAUCCAAGAUGACGUCUAAGAUGGAAGAAUCAGAUCAGUGGUUUGAGGAGAAGCAGCAGCAGCUGGAUAACUUGGAUUCUCAUCUGAAGAGACUACUAGUAAGUGCAGAGACAUUGGCGACUCGUCGGCGAGAACUUGGGAUCAAUUCAUCAGCAUUUGCCAAGUCAUCUGGCCUUCUUGGCAGCUGUGAAGAACAUCAACCUCUUGGUCAUGCAUUGACACAGCUAGCAGAAGUAGAGGAGAAAAUUGACCAACUGCAGCAGGAACAAGCACACAAUGAUUAUUUCAUAUUUGGGGAGCUUUUGCGCGAAUACAUUGGCAUCAUAGCAGGAAUCAAGGUGUGUUUCCAGCAGCGAGUGAAGGCAUUUCAUGUUUGGAACAGUGCACAAGCAACACUACAGAAGAAAAGGGACACAGAGACUAAAGUAAAAGCUAGUGGAAAGAGUGAAAAACUGCCAGACAUAGAAAAGGAGAUAAAGGAUUGGGAGGAAAAAGUUGAAGCAGGCCGUAAAGAAUUUGAGAAGAUUUCAUCAGUUAUCAAGAAAGAAGUUGCUCAAUUUGAGGCUGUUCGAGUUCGAGAAUUUAAAGCUUCUCUUAUCAAGUAUCUGGAAUCCCUUAUGAAUACACAACGUCAGCUGAUCAAUCACUGGGAAACUUUCCUGCCAGAGGCAAAAGCUGUCGUCUGAACUGCUUAGAUCGUGCACGUGGCAACAAACUCUGUGGGUAUGGAAUUGUUUCAUGGUUGUUGGCUGACAUAUCAAGAGACGUUGUUGUUAGUAUGUCGCGUUGAAUAUGUUGCAAAUACAGGGAAUACAUCUUUCUA